Messenger RNA from Owenia fusiformis, 372 nucleotides. NCBI's taxonomy places the organism in Eukaryota, Metazoa, Annelida, Polychaeta, Sabellida, Oweniidae. The record is from the annotation of a GenBank genome assembly.
AGUAUGUAUAGCCAGUAUUCCAGUGUUGCUGAGCGUUGAUGGGGACAUUCAAUCAACGUUAGCAUCACAUGAAAGUUCAAUCGACAAUAGCGAUUCAUCAACGCUGUCCGCAACGAACUUACCAAGAACGUCCACCUCAACAAACGACCUUCAAGAGUCAUGCUGCUUCAGAGAGUCUCGGAAAAUCGUCGCAGGUCAUGGUAAGACAUCCAAUUGCAUUUUGAAAGGUUUUCAUGAGAAAAACCACGAAUUACAGCCAUUCAAUUUAGAGAUGGCAGUUCAAACAAUGUCAAGGAGUUUAUGUAUCGUUCAGUUAUAAAGGAUAAGAUGGUUGGAUACGAGGCCAUCCAAAGACGUUUGCUUAAACCACAA